AAAAAAAAUAAGAAUUAAGGACAUACAUAUCUAAAAAGUUUUAAUAACAUAUUUUUAAAAAAUAAUAAAAAAAAUAUUACAAUAAUUUAUUAAAAAAAAAAAGAACAGAAGCAAAAAUAUAAAUUUGCUCAAUAGUUCUAUAUGGUAAUGGCAGAUAUACAUAGUGGCCAUAUAAAUAUGCCACACCAAUUUCAUCAUCAUCGUCACCAUCAUUAUCACGAAGGAUUUUUGCAACCAACUCUUGUUGAAAAUGAAAAUCAUCAAAUGGAUUUUAAAUUUCCUCAAGGAAUAAAAAUGGAACCGAAAAAAUCUCAAUGCGUUGGUUGUUCACGUGAGAUUCAAGACCAAUAUAUUUUGCGAGUGGCACCUGAUCUCGAAUGGCAUGCAGCAUGUCUUAAAUGUCAAGAAUGUAAUCAAUUUUUAGAUGAAAGCUGUACAUGUUUUGUUCGCGAAGGCAAAACUUACUGUAAGCGAGACUAUGUCAGAUUAUUUGGUACUAAAUGUGAUAAGUGUGGAUGCUCAUUCAGUAAAAAUGAUUUUGUGAUGCGAGCAAAGACAAAGAUUUAUCAUAUAAAAUGUUUUCGAUGUACAGCGUGUGAAAAGCAAUUGAAACCUGGUGAUGAAUUUGCACUGAGAGAUGGUGGUACAUUAUACUGUAAAAUCGAUCACGAUCAAAUAGAAAAAUUAAAGUCUGAAGUUAAGCCAUCGUGUCAGUUAACUGAAUUAAACAACAAUAGUAAAAACGACUGUGUAACUAAUGAUAAUAAUCAAAACAUCAAUAAUCAAACUCCAAUCAAACAAACAUUGUGCAAUAUAAAACGUUCAUCCUCUAGUGAUUUUGGUUCCAUAUCAGAUUCUGAUAGUGAAUCUGAUUCAUACAAAUCAUCAAAUCGAAGAGAGAAACAGACACAUACAUUAAACGGAAAACCGGCAAGAGUGAGAACUGUAUUAAAUGAAAAACAAUUGAGUAUGUUAAGAGCUUGUUAUGCCAUGAAUUCGAGGCCUGAUUCACUAGUAAAAGAACAAUUGGUGGAAAUGACGGGACUAUCACCUCGUGUUGUUCGAGUUUGGUUCCAAAAUAAGAGAUGUAAAGAUAAGAAAAAAGCAAUUGAGGCUAAGUUGCAAAUGCAACAGGAAAAGGAAGGAAAGAUUUCAUUUAUGCAUGGCAUUCCAUUAAUAGCAUCUCCGCCUGUAAAACAUGAGUCGCCUAUAAAUUAUCAAGGAUACGAAGUUACCAAAUAUCAACCGCCAUGGAAGGUUUUUUCAGAAUUUGCAAUGCAAAAUGAUUCUGAAAAUGAUACACGUACAUCAACUCCUGCAUUUCAACAUCUUGUUAAUCAGCUCCAUGGAUAUGAUCUAGGAGAUGACGUUAUCAUGAACAAUUAUUCUGAUCAUCAUUUAGAUUGGCACAAAAAUCGAGACAGCACAGACUCAUAUCAAGAAAGUGAAGAAAGUGUGGCUGGAUCACUGUAACAUUUAACGAAAAUUUUCGCUUGUAAUUAAUUAAGAUGUACACAAAACGAAACCUAUAAAAAAUACACUAUAAUUUUUGGUGUUUUUAAAAAUGCCUAAGAAUGC
Chironomus riparius is the source of this 1578-nucleotide messenger RNA. NCBI's taxonomy places the organism in Eukaryota, Metazoa, Arthropoda, Insecta, Diptera, Chironomidae. The record is from the annotation of a GenBank genome assembly.